Molecule: messenger RNA, 2949 nt
Organism: Symbiodinium sp. CCMP2456
Lineage: Eukaryota; Dinophyceae; Suessiales; Symbiodiniaceae
Source: the annotation of a GenBank genome assembly
AUGGCUGCCGUUUGGGAGGUUGUGGGUGGAGCCGACAAGGGUGGCAUCCUCGUCCGUGAAAGCUCGGACCUGUCCUCCGCCAUUUUGGACAGCCGCUUGGCGACGGGUGCCAAAGUGAAGGAAGUUCAGUGGCAAGAUGGCCGCCUGGGCUACGAACUCGUCUCAGGUACCGGUCCCGCCAAGGGAUGGGUCACGGUGAAUCUAAAGGGCAAGGACCUUUUGGUACAGCUUGAGAAAGAGCUGGCUGAGUCCACCAGUGAGGGCGAGAUCCAGGUGGAAGCAAGCAGCGAGUCAGACGUGGCCAGCCCGACCGGCAAGGUGAACGAGAAGGAGCCCUCGAAUGACGAGAAGGAGGCCCUGAAGCAGUACCUGGACAAGUUCGGUGAGAACAGGACAGGCUCCAACCCUGGCUUCAACCGCAAAGCCUUCCCCUGGGCAGUGAACCACGCAGCAAAGCGCACCACCCCAAAGGAAGCUAUCGAGGCGGCUCUCAUGGCGCCGAAGCCGAAGAAGGAGCGCAAGUCUGCACCAACGGAUGUGGAUUCCGAAGGCGAAGAGGUGCCAUUGUGCUGCAGGUGCCUGAUGCCGGUUGGGGAGUUUGCCUAUGAGGGUCGCGAAGGCCGUGGCAGCUGUGUCCAUGCAGAGUGCAUGGCACAAGUCCUAGUGGACGAUGCCCAGAGGCAGGAGGACCGACGCAUGGGCUGGGAGGCGGAGAAGAAGCUGAAGAGCCGCAAGGAGUACGAGAUCGGUUGGGUCAUGGACAGCGUUCCCAAGAACACAACCUGGGCUGAGCGCAUGGGUUGCAGCGCCACUCCUCAGGGUUUGUGCUGCCUCGUGUUCGAUGAGGUGACCCGGACUGUGAAGGUUGCACCAACUUUGGAGCCUGCUGCCGCAGUGAACUUGGAGUACCUGCUGUUGGCUUUGAAGGUGCGGAAGACAGCCUCCCGCGAGCCGUUGUUCUCCCUUGACCCGGUCGACCCACAGAACCUGGAGAAAACUCCGCAGAAGAAGGUGUAUGAACCCAGCUGGCUCGCCGGCACGAGCGUGGGUGACGUCAUGUUCCAAGCCGACUACUUCUUGAAGGAGCUUGCGCUCGGCGAGUACGAGAUGCCUGUUUCCGGCAUGCUGAGCGUCUUUGAUUGGUCCGAGCUUUCCGACAAGGACCGUGACAAAGCCUGGGCGGGGCGAGAGUGGUACGUGGUGAAGAAGGCCGAGGUGAGGUUAGCGCAGGACAAGACCCUGGUCCCUUUCGUGAAGAUGGGUGUGGAAGCCCGCGAGCAAGUUGUUACCAAGAAGGGCCUGGAAGAUGCGGCGGUCACGGCUUCCACGCAUCCUCUGAAGAAGUUCGCGGACGCCUUCACUCGCAACUUCGACUUGAUUGCGGAGCGCAAGAGCGUAGUGUACCAUGUCCGGGAGUUGGCGAAGGCGUCCGUGCUGGCUAAAUACUUGGUCGACUCUCACACGCGCCUGGAUCCAUCUUGGUACCGGCUCGCCGACGAGAUUGUGAAGUCCACGCCGAAGGAAGCACAUCCAGAGAUCCCGCAGCUGUGGAACAUGCGUGGCAACUCCCGCAUUCAGCUGAAGAAUGGCCGGCUCAUUGAUAUGUUCACUGGUGGCCAGCGCAAUCUGCAGGCCAUCUACGGUGGUGUGGAGUUCGGGCUCGACCGCUUUGAGCUGGCCCAGCGCCAUGCCCUCCAGGGCCAGACGGGUAUGCAAUUGGGGCAGUCGGGCCGACCCAUGUUCAUGCCCCAGCGAUUCCAGCUCGGACAGCGGGCAGAGAUGCCGCAGGGUGUGGAUCUGAAUUUGGACAAGUUCGACUUGACCAAGCCAGAGCGCUUCGCUGGCAGUUUGCCUCCAUGCAGUGGUGGUCCAGAUUCCUUGGAAGCCAAGGUGACCUUGGGACGGGCCUUCUUGAGAAGCUUGCGAGAACAGGACUUCGACGACUUGAAGACAGAGUACAAGGAGCUGUUGGUCAAGGUCUUCGGCUCCCCGCAGUGCGACCGCACAGGGGAGGGUGAUUCUUUCAUCCCUCCGGAUCCCAACAUGGAGUACGCCGCCAAGCUCCGUAGCCUCAUCCACGAGGAGAAGUCCCUGCUGGAGCGCCGCAAGCUGCACUUCUUCGACCGCAGCUUCAAGGCAGGCAACCCGGGUACAGACUUCCCGCGCUCUUGGACAUCGCGGUUCCAGAUCGAGAAGGAUGGCGUGGCCCCCAAGUUCGAGGUCUCCAACAAGUCUGGCUUGAGCAAGGUUGAGUUCGACGACAGCUUCCGCAAAGUCUUGGUCUCCGACAUUCUGCCGACGGCAGCACCUGAGUUCAAGCAGAUCACGGAGGAUGGCACUGUGUUCCGCAUCUACCACAUCGGCAGCCUCGAGGUGCGUACCACGGAAGAGAAGUUCGGCAAGGAGCAGGUGGGUGUCCUGUUCUCGACCUCUGCACCUACCUGGAAUCUGGCAUCUAAAGACAGGUCCCAGAGCAUCUCUGACGGCGAGAAGAUUCAGAAUUGCAAGGUCUACUUGGAAGCUGCCGAGGGUGAGGCACAUGCUAGCAAGCAGCCACACCAUUUCUACAUGGUUUGCCAAACGGCAAGCAAGAACUUAAUCGUCACCGAAAAGCUUGCCACUGGAGCCACCACAUGUGUCGUGAAUCCUGCCAACUUGGAAACAACCGUGCGCUCCUUGAAGACCCUUCAGAGCAACAUGGAUCGCAGCGUGCCAGGUGGCGCUAGCUUGUCCGCCCGCAAGCAGUACGUCAAGGCAGCUUUCAAGCAGACCACUGGCAAGAGCUUCCACGGCAAGUGGGGUGGCUUCAUUCGACGAUACUCCGGCCCGGGCGUCUUCCUCGGCCGAACUCCCCUCAUGGUGCCAAUGGACCGUAGUUCUGGCUUGAUGAACGGGACCUGGACAGCCAAGAAGAAGUUCGACCUCCUCCAGAUGAAGGCGAACAAGUGA